Messenger RNA from Alexandromys fortis (reed vole), 1962 nucleotides. Its product is annotated as 55 kDa erythrocyte membrane protein. Gene Ontology annotation, molecular function: signaling receptor binding. Bases 179 to 1579 code for a protein of 466 amino acids. NCBI's taxonomy places the organism in Eukaryota, Metazoa, Chordata, Mammalia, Rodentia, Cricetidae. The record is from RefSeq and is a predicted model, not a curated record. The transcript has a single exon. Gene Ontology annotation, cellular component: plasma membrane; cell-cell junction.
UAAAGAGAGCUCUAGUUCCUUUCCUCCUCUGCCGCCUGCGCUGCCUCAGCCGCCUCCGCGGCCUCCGCCCGCCUCCGCCUCAGUCUCCCACGCCUCCGAACAGGCCGCGGUUACCGGUUUGCGAUUCCCGGGCUUAAACUCUACAGCUCCAGUGUCCCAGUGUCGGUGCUCCUGCGAGAUGACGCUCAAGUCGAGCGAAGGCGAGGGUGGGAAUAGCAUGCGCACCGCGCUCUCGGACCUCUACCUGGAACACUUGCUACAGAAGCGCAACCGACCUGAGGCUGCAUUGAAUCAGUUGAAUGUUGCCACUGAGGACAUGUACACCAAUGGGUCUACUGUUCCAGGUAGCCCUGCCCAUUCUAAAGGGCAAGAGGCAAGGAAAGUACGUCUCAUACAGUUUGAGAAGAUCACAGAGGAGCCCAUGGGAAUUACUUUGAAGCUGAAUGAAAAACAGUCAUGUACUGUGGCCAGAAUUCUCCAUGGUGGCAUGAUUCAUAGACAAGGCUCUCUUCACGUGGGGGAUGAGAUCCUAGAAAUCAAUGGCACAAAUGUGACUAAUCACUCAGUAGACCAGCUGCAGAAGGCAAUGAAGGAAACCAAAGGAAUGAUCUCAUUAAAAGUAAUUCCUAAUCAGCAGAGUCGUCUUCCUGCACUACAGAUGUUCAUGAGAGCACAGUUCGACUAUGAUCCCAAAAAGGACAAUCUUAUCCCUUGUAAGGAGGCAGGACUGAAGUUUGUUACUGGAGACAUUAUCCAGAUUAUCAACAAAGAUGACAGCAACUGGUGGCAGGGGCGGGUGGAAGGCUCUUCCAAGGAGUCUGCAGGAUUGAUCCCUUCUCCUGAGCUGCAGGAAUGGAGAGUGGCAAGUGUGGCUCAGUCUGCUCCAAAUGAAGCUCCAAGCUGCAGUCCCUUUGGGAAGAAGAAGAAGUAUAAAGACAAGUAUCUGGCUAAGCACAGUUCAAUUUUUGACCAGUUGGAUGUUGUUUCCUAUGAGGAAGUUGUCCGACUCCCUGCAUUCAAGAGGAAGACCCUGGUUCUAAUCGGAGCCAGUGGGGUAGGUCGCAGCCAUAUUAAGAAUGCUCUGCUCAGCCAGAAUCCAGAGAAGUUUGUAUACCCUGUCCCAUAUACAACACGGCCACCAAGGAAGAAUGAAGAAGAUGGAAAGGAAUAUCACUUCAUCUCAACAGAGGAAAUGACAAGGAACAUCUCUGCCAACGAGUUCUUGGAGUUUGGCAGCUAUCAGGGCAACAUGUUUGGCACUAAAUUCGAAACAGUGCACCAGAUUCAUAAGCAGGACAAGAUUGCCAUCCUUGACAUUGAGCCCCAGACCCUGAAGAUUGUUCGGACAGCUGAGCUUUCACCUUUCAUUGUGUUCAUCGAACCUACUGAUCAGGGCACUCAGACUGAAGCCCUGCAGCAGCUGCAGAAGGACUCUGAGGCCAUCCGUAGUCAAUAUUCUCACUACUUUGACCUCUCUUUGGUGAAUAAUGGUGUUGAUGAAACUCUUAAGAAAUUGCAAGAAGCCUUUGACCAGGCUUGCAGUUCUCCACAGUGGGUACCUGUCUCCUGGGUUUACUAAGCUUACAGAAUUGGAGAACCUGUUCCAGCCUCUCCCCAGCAUUUGGAAUGCCACCCCUCGCUUAAAUCAAACAAGGCUGCUUCAUCUUCUAGCUAUCUGCAACUAUGCGAAGUAUAUUAGUAGGGCUUAAGUCUUCUCACUCAGGCUACUAAAGGGCUGAAGUUUAAUUUUCCUACUACCUAGAUUUCAAAAUGAUCUCUGGAAAUUGGCAGUGAGUACUAUCCAAUGCAACUGCUGCACAAAGCAACCAUCCUCAUCCCUCUGAUGCCUGAGCUUCUUUUACUCUGGAUUAAGUAUACUCUGAAACUUUCUAAAUUGCCAAAAAUCUAAAGCUGCUCUAGAGAAACCCUCCAAAGCAAUAAAAAAAUCUCUGCUAUGUUAAA